ACUGAUGAGAUAUUGUUCGAACAAAAGGGCAAGAGUAUGAAUAUUACCUUGAAUCGCCCAAAGGCAUUGAAUGCUCUUAAUCAAUCGAUGGUCAAGACAUUGACACCAAUGUAUAGACAAUGGCAUACAUUGCGUGAUGGUGAUGGUGUCAUCAUAAUGAAGGGUGCUGGCGAGAAGGCAUUCUGUGCUGGUGGUGACAUUCGUGCCAUCUACGACGGCAGUAGACCAAGUGUACUCAAGACUGGACAAGAGCCAGACGACAGCUUCUUCACAGAGGAGUACACCCUUAACAAUCUCAUUGGCACUUCACCAAUCCCUCAAGUAUCAUUGUAUAAUGGAAUAACAAUGGGAGGUGGCGUUGGAUUGUCCGUUCAUGGCAAGUUCAGAGUGGCCACGGACAACACAAUGUUUGCCAUGCCAGAGACUGGAAUUGGAUUCUUCUGUGAUGUCGGUGGAUCACACUUCCUUCCAAGACUUCCGCACAACACUGGAAUGUACCUUGGAUUGACCGGAGCCAAGCUAAAGGGCAAGGACUGCUUUGUCGCAGGAGUUGCUACUCAUUAUGUACCAAUUGGAAAGAUGACAGAGUUGCAAAAGACUUUGGAGAACAUGUCUAAUCCAACUGCUGCUAAUGUGGCUGAUGUGUUGUCCACCUUCCACGAGAAGGUUGAUAUCAAUGACGCCAACACUAUCAGUAACAAGUUUGAACAGUUUGAUCGUAUCUUCUCAAAGGGUUCGGUCGAGGAGAUUGUUGCUGCCCUGGAGAAGGACGGCAGUGAAUGGGCCAAGCAGACCAUCGCCGUCCUCAACACAAUGUCCCCAACAGCACUCAAGGUCGUCCAUCGCCAGAUAAUCAACGGAAGCAAGUUACCCAAUCUAGCCGAGUGUCUUAAGAUGGAGAUGAGAAUGGCCGCUACCUUUGUCAGGAACAAUGAUUUCUUUGAGGGAGUCAGAGCACUCUUGGUGGACAAGGAUAAGAACCCCAAGUGGCAGCCAGCCACCCUUUCACAGGUCACCGAUGCCAUGGUCAACAAAUACUUUGAGCCACUUUCAAAGUCAAAGGAGUUGAACAUCUAA
Acytostelium subglobosum LB1 is the source of this 1077-nucleotide messenger RNA. RefSeq lists its product as hypothetical. The transcript is spliced from 4 exons. The record is from RefSeq and is a predicted model, not a curated record. Gene Ontology annotation, biological process: L-valine catabolic process. Gene Ontology annotation, cellular component: mitochondrion. NCBI's taxonomy places the organism in Eukaryota, Evosea, Eumycetozoa, Acytosteliales, Acytosteliaceae. Gene Ontology annotation, molecular function: 3-hydroxyisobutyryl-CoA hydrolase activity. The annotation marks the transcript as partial.